ACUCACCAAUUUUUCUUUCUCAUGUUAAUUUGUUUCUGUGGUGUUCCAGUCACCGCAGCUCUGUCAUCAUCUUCUCUUCGCUUCUCUCUGCAUCUUCUUCUUCUCCAUCUACCAAUCUCAAACCUGCAAAAAACUCGAACCGUAGAUCGUAUUGCCAAAAGGGUUACGAGUCCUAAAGUUCUGAGUACAGUUGCAAUUGAAAGAUUCGUUUUUUUUUGUUCUUCUUUUUCAAAAUUUUGUGUAGUCUCUGUAUGUGAAGAAGGAGUCAGAUUCUGUUAACCUGUAUCGAAAAAGGACCCAACUUUAUCGGGGCUCCGGGUCUCAAAAGCUUUUCAAAUGGCGGCGUCAGAGAGAUCGAUGGACCAACAAGUCGACACGAGUUCUUCUUCCUUCUUACAAAAGUUCAGACUUUACGAAACACGCUCGAACUUCUACAUGAUUGGUAGAGACAAAAACCGAACCUUUUGGAAGGUUCUGAAGCUAGACAGAACAGAGCAAACAGAGCUCAACUUUCACCAAGACUCAACCCCUUACACAGAAGCUGAAUGCUUCGAGACUCUGAGAAGGAUACACGAAGGGAACAGAUCCUCCGGUGGGUUAAAAUUCGUCACCACUUGCUACGGAAUCAUCGGGUUCAUAAGGUUCUUGGGACCUUACUACAUGCUGAUAAUCACCAAGAGAAGGAAGCUUGGUGAAGUCUGUGGGCACACUGUUUAUGGUGUAGCAAAGAGCAGGAUUGUUACGAUUCCACAUGCCUCUGUGCUGUCCAAUGUGGCUUAUUCUAAGGAUGAGAAAAGGUACAAGAGGCUUCUAUGCAGUGUUGAUCUGACAAAGGACUUCUUCUUCAGCUAUUCCUAUCACAUCAUGCACUCACUUCAGAGGAAUCUGACAAACAAUGCUGAAGGACACAUUUACUAUGAAUCAAUGUUUGUCUGGAACGAGUACUUAACUCGACGGAUCCGAAACAGCACCAAGGACUGUAUGUGGACAGUUGCCUUGGUGUAUGGAUUCUUCAAACAGGUUAAACUAUCAGUUUCUGAGAAGAACUUUAGAUUGACUCUAAUUGCAAGAAGAUCUAGGCAUUAUGCUGGCACAAGAUAUCUGAAACGUGGUGUGAACGAGAAAGGAAGGGUAGCUAAUGAUGUAGAGACAGAGCAGAUUGUAUACGAGGAUGCUCAAGAUGGUCAUCCGGUCAGAAUAAGUUCUGUAGUUCAGAACCGUGGCUCCAUACCUUUGUUCUGGUCUCAGGAUACCUCACGCUUGAAUAUCAAACCUGAUAUCAUAUUGUCAGGGAAAGACCCUAACUUCGAGGCAACCAGACUGCAUUUCGAAAAUCUAGCAAGGAGAUAUGGGAAUCCAAUCAUAGUACUGAACUUGAUCAAGACACGUGAAAAGAGGCCUCGAGAGACUAUCCUGCGCGUAGAGUUUGCAAAUGCCAUCAAGUUUAUAAACAAAGGACUAAGCAAGGAGGAGCGUCUAAGGCCUCUCCACUGGGAUUUGCAUAAACACUCCAGAAAAAAAGGCACAAACGUGUUGGCGAUUCUGGGCAGGUUGGCUACUUACGCACUCAACUUGACUGGCGUCUUCUACUGUCAGCUAACUCCAGAUGGGUUUCAGAACAACGCUGGUGAAUGUUCCACUACAGAUGAGAUUGCAUCAGAUUCAUUGGUGGAGAAGAAUGGUAAUGACACCACCGUGCUUCAGAAAGGAGUCUUGAGGACGAACUGCAUAGACUGUUUAGACCGGACCAACGUUGCUCAGUACGCUUAUGGUUUGGUAGCAUUCGGGCGUCAACUCCAUGCUUUGGGAUUGACAGAGUCUGCUACCGUUGAUCUAGAUAACCCUCUGGCUGAAGAUUUGAUGGGAAUCUAUGAGACAAUGGGAGACACGCUUGCGCUUCAGUACGGAGGAUCCGCAGCACACAACAAGAUAUUUUGUGAAAGGCGUGGUCAGUGGAAAGCGGCUACUCAGUCACAGGAACUCUUUAGAACAUUGCAACGUUACUACAGUAACGCUUAUAUGGAUGCUGAAAAGCAAGAUGCGAUUAACUUGUUCUUAGGAUACUUUCAGCCACAACCAGAUAAGCCAGCUCUAUGGGAAUUAGGUUCUGAUCAGCAUUACAAUGCAGCAAGGUUUCUUGCCAGUUCUGUACCUGAGAUCUCAAGGUCUACAAUGAAACGGUCUCUAUCAGAGAGUAGCAUCCUCAGCGAGGGUAGUACAGUAGCUGGUAGACAUGGUUUAGGUGAGAAGGAUGAUGAAGUUAAAGGUGUAUCAGAUUCAGCACCUGAGAUCAAAACUGCCAUGAUUGCUGGUAGUUUCAGUGCUCCACCAGCGACGUUGGAGGAUAUAGGUUUAGAAGAUAUACUUGAAAGCGAUUGCUUCUGCAAUGAUGAUAGGCAUGGUGGUGGUGACCAAUGUACGUGUGCAGCUUUUGAUAUGGAUUGGGUUUCUUCUUCAGGAGCCUCUUGUGAAGAUGAGAGUUACGGAAGAUCAACAGUGGUUAGAUCUUUUGAAACCAUCCCUGAAAGUACAAAAAUAGAGUCAGAGAUCUGUGUCAUUAACACAGAGAGAGAAGAAGUAACAACUGUGGAGGGAGAAGGCAUAUAUGGGAUUCCACAAGGUUAUGUGAGGUGGGUGAUGGAUGAAGAAGAGGGGCAUUUCUGGUGAGACAAGAGCUUAGAUUGUUUUUUACCAAAAAAAAAAAGAAAAGAAAGAAUAAGAUACAUGUUAGGUGCUGAUGAAGAAAGAAAAGUAUCAGAGAAAGGAUACUACUAACCGCUGCUAAUUCACUAAAUCAGAUUGGAAGAAAAAUGGUGAAAAGGUGAGAAAAAAAGGGAGAGUAGAGUAGACAAACUUGUAUAUAAUUUACCUUAUACAGAAACACAUAUUUGAUGAAGAACAUUAGCUUAGAUCUUGUUGUAUUUUAUCUUCUUUGUGACAUUAGCAAUAAAACAGAGUAUGUUCAGUACUA
Raphanus sativus (radish) is the source of this 2971-nucleotide messenger RNA. Its product is annotated as phosphoinositide phosphatase SAC2. Gene Ontology annotation, biological process: phosphatidylinositol dephosphorylation. Gene Ontology annotation, molecular function: phosphatidylinositol-3,5-bisphosphate 5-phosphatase activity. The transcript has 15 exons. Bases 337 to 2667 code for a protein of 776 amino acids. Gene Ontology annotation, cellular component: intracellular membrane-bounded organelle. The record is from RefSeq and is a predicted model, not a curated record. Lineage: Eukaryota; Viridiplantae; Streptophyta; Magnoliopsida; Brassicales; Brassicaceae.